CAGGAGGGAGUCCCUAACGUGGGACGAGGUCGCAGCACGCAUGCGGAGGCUGGCACAGGACACACUUUGGCGGUGGCGGACAUAGGUAAUGGCCCCGUCGGUCCCCGGGCAGUGGACGGUGGACGCGGUCAGGCCGGUCUUUCGGAAGUGGGUGAGGCGGCGGUUCGGGCCGCUGACCUUUCAGUUGGUGCAGGUGCUUUCCGGACAGGGGUGCUUCGGUAAGUACCUGCACCAAAUCACGACACGGGAGGCGAUUCCAGCCUACCAUGAGUAUGGGGCACCCCCAACAUUGUGCCGGGGCCCGGAGGUUUCGUCCAGGUCUACCGCCGGGGCGAGGUAGCGAAUGCUAGCGCGACCCCAUCUCGUCCCACUCAGACGGACGACUUGUCACACGUGGUGUUUUUUUUAGUCAGUAGGAGUCUGACGUAACCCUUUGGCGCCCCCGCGCCGGAGGGUAUCCAUGAUGGAUUUUCUCCACGUAAAAAAGGCAAGGCUGUAUAGAAUAACAUAUAUAUUUAGAAAAGUUUUGAGUUGAGUGAUUAAAUCGUAUACCAACGAUCAAUCAACGGCUUCAGUAGUUUUAUAUUGACUAAUUGACCCGCGAAAAUCGCGUUGUUAUAGUUUUUUUCGUAAAAAUAUUGAUAUCUUUCAUAUCUAAAAAUCUUGUCCUGAAAAUAAUGAAUACAAAAAAAAGAAUUAUCGUGGGUUGGUGACGUUGGUUUGUUGCACCGAAGACGCUGUUGACGCCUGAUUACUAAUAUCGAGCAAUUUUUUGCAUCAGAACUUUGAAAUUACUCUAAAGAAGAAAGAAACUAACCGUAUGAACUAAAGCACUAAUCAUAUAAUUACUCUUUUUCAAUAAUUUUUUGUUGCUUAAGUUAGAUAAAUAAAACCUUUUUUGUUCGUUGUGUACAUCUAUAUCUUUGUGUUUAAUCUUUGACUCAAGUAGAAAAAGGUGUUAUUUGUCAAUUUACAAAUAUUAUUUGUCAAUAUCGAAUUGUUCUAAAAAUUAUUGAAUAAAAAUAGACAUGUUAAUCAAACGCAUAUGCAAAUUAGGAAGUCUUAAAAGUGUAUUAAAAAUAUGGACGGUAUCAGGACAUACUGAAACAUGUCCCACACAUAAAAAGCAAGCAGCUGGUUCCACAGCUUCAUCUCCUACAACAACUAGCACUACAUCUAUUGGUUUUAAACGACCUCUAAAAUCAGGUAAAGUUCGAAUGGGAUUCAUACCAGAAGAAUGGUUUUUGUUUUUUCACUCUAAAACUGGUGUUAGUGGACCAUACGUUUUCGGAAUAGUCCUCACAAACUAUUUAUUGAGUAAGGAAAUUUAUGUUUUAGAUCAUGAAUAUUAUACUGGACUAUCUGUUUUUCCUAUAAUGUAUUUCCUCUCAACCAGACUUGGUCCACAUUUAGCCCGCAUUCUCGACAAGGAGGUUGACGAAUAUGUUGAUCAGCUUGAAAAGGGAAGAAAAGAUGAAAUGGACGGUUAUGAAAAACUAAUUAAAGACUCUAAAGACGCACAGUGGAGAGCCGAAGGACAAAAAGUGCUGAUGGAUGCUAAAAAGGAAAAUAUAGAAAUGCAACUAGAAGCCGCCUAUCGGGAAAGGCGCAUGCAGGUAUAUCAUGCUGUGAAAGGACGUCUCGAUUAUCAUGUGAGACUUCAAAAAGCCAAAAACAGGAUACAUCAAAAGUGGAUGAUUGAUUGGAUAAUAGAAAAUGUAAAAAAAUCUAUUACUCCUGAAUUUGAAAAGGAAGUGCUACGUAAGGCAAUUCAAGACAUAGCUGUUAUUACUGCAAAGUGAUAAGGCAAUUCUAAUGUUAAAUAUUUUUUUUUAAUUAUGGUUGAUUUACCGAGGACAGUGGAAGCCUUUAAAUAUAAAUAAUUUUUCAGUUGUAUGAGAUUAUAAAUAUUUGACUUAGAAAAUAGAAAUUUAUUUAGGUAAAUAAAAUCCACAAAUAAAUACGUUCCGAAGUCUAUUUGGUUUUAAUAAUAAACGUUACGGUCGUGGAAAUUGAAUAGAUCGCUAUUUUAUCGAUAUUAAAAUUUUGAAUUGUGUUGUUUGAUUGAACGAUAAAGUGGAAUUGACAUGCUUCGGUGGCCCAGAAUAUUUAAAAUUUUGAUUAUUUAUUCUUAUGUACGAAAUGUGAAACUACAAAAUUUUACUACUACAACCACUACAACAGAGGGUAUUCAAAACUAAAUAUUUGUCUCAUAUUUUUUAAAAGUUUUAAGCAUUAUUUAGUCUAUAAGUUAAAGUGUUAAUGUAUUUGUUAACAAAGAGAAACAAGAUAUUUCGUCUGUUAUUCUAUAUGCAGCACUUUAGAUAGAGGUGAUUCAAUGGAUUUUGUCUUUCAACAAUAUAUAUUAUCUAAUAUUAUGCUAUACGAAACUUCGUACAGCAAUUACUGUUAAUUAGUAGUAUUUAUUAAUUGUAAAAAUUAAUAGAAAUAAAUUAAAUGUUAUUCAAAAUGCAGACGGGGGAUACCAGUACGGUAUUUGGAUAAAAUAUAACUAAGUUUUGAGAAAA
This is a messenger RNA of Melitaea cinxia (Glanville fritillary), 2528 nucleotides long. RefSeq names its product ATP synthase subunit b, mitochondrial-like. Bases 1029 to 1802 code for a protein of 257 amino acids. Gene Ontology annotation, biological process: proton motive force-driven ATP synthesis. Gene Ontology annotation, molecular function: proton transmembrane transporter activity. The transcript has a single exon. NCBI's taxonomy places the organism in Eukaryota, Metazoa, Arthropoda, Insecta, Lepidoptera, Nymphalidae. The record is from RefSeq and is a predicted model, not a curated record.